AUGGACCGAGACGGAUGCCAAUCGCCGCGCUCCACCAACCCCUUCACGGCGCAGCAAUACCAGCGGCUCGCGAGCCAAGCGACCACCGUGGUGGAAGCGGUCUCCGUGUGCAUGUUCAGCGUCGCCGCCCUGGCCAGAAUCAUGCCGUACACCAAGCGCUCCCUCUUCGAGAUCACCUACGUGAGCCACACGGACAAAGGGGUCGGACCAGAAGGAGAAGGCGAACCCGCGCUUUUCAUCAACGCGUUCACCAACGCGUUCGGCUUCCUUUUGAUCAUCAUGAUCGCCAAUUGUGCCCUCGCGUACCUCUACAAGGGCGGCCAUUACCGCGUCGUCAGGGCGUGGCUCAUGAGUGGCUCCGCGCUGCUGCUGUUUCUGGCCGGCCACUACUACGCGGGCCGCGUGCUGUUCUUCCUGGGCGUCCCCGCGGACCACUUCAGUUGUGCGCUGGUCACGUGGAAUGUGGGCAUUCUCGGAGUCGCGGCGCUGUACUGCGAUGCGCCCUGCCUCGUGCAGCGCUGCUACCUCAUCUACGUGUCCGUUCUGAUGGCCGUCGCCAUUGAAGAAGUCUUCCCGAACUGGACGUCCUGGAUCCUCCUGGUGCUGGUGUCCAUGUGGGACGUGUUCGCCGUGCUUUGUGUCCAAGGUCCAACGCGAAUUCUCAUCGAGACCGCGAAGGAAAGGAACGACUCGCUUUUCCCCGCCCUCGUCUUUUCCACGACGUCAGCCUGGUGCUACGAGAUUGCUUUGUCAGCCGGCGAAACAGCGCGCCGAGGUGCUGAGACUACGGGAAGGAGUAACACGUCGAGGAAACGCCUGCGGUCGCACUUCGCUCGAGGCUCUCGGUCGGGCACGCGGCGACCUUUCAAUACGAGAGCGCCCGGCGCACUGCUUGCGAUCCCAAGACACGUCAAUGGUGCCUCGUGCUACCCGCGAGGAGUUGAGCGAGAAACGCCAACGUCUGCCAGCACUCUAAUUUUUAAUGAACAUCCAGCGGGGAGCUGUAGUGAGGCACGAACCACCACAGAGUACAAUAAUAUCGCACGGCCUAAUGACAACGGAUGCAAAGAAGUUCCUAUCUCGACUUUUCAGCCUUGCCUGGUGUCAGCCAUGUCGGGGCAGCCGGAUAUAUGCACGACGCAGGUAGCGGUCACGACGUGUGCUGACCACGGUGGGGACACUCGCAAGGACGGCUCGUCGGCGGCAGGUUCUUCAGUGGGCGGCCACUGGCGACGCGGCGGGCGUCGCCACGAGCAGUUCUCGCUCACGCCGUCGUGCAAUUCGGAGGACUCGUUCGGAACUCGUGGCGGUGCGCGCAGCGGCUGCUCGACGCCUGCGAAGCGUCGACAGGGCUCCACUCGCCCUGGGUUGAAGUCUGCGGUGUCUCCGCCUCGCCGCAGUCCGGGACCUGAGCAGAGUCACGGACGCAGCAAGGACGUCCUGGAGUGCGGCCUGAAGCUGGGCCUGGGUGACUUCAUCUUCUACAGCAUGCUUCUGGGCAAGGCCUCCCGGCACGGCACCGUUGUCGGAAUCGUCGCCUGCUACGUGUCCGUGCUCGUGGGCGUGCUGCUCACGGUCGCGUUGCUCGUCAUCUUCCGCAAACCGGUGCCCGCUCUGCCCUUCUCCAUCCUCAUGGGACUCGCCGCCUACUUCACAAGUGCCAUUGUCUGCGACCCCUUCCUGGAAGCCAUCGACUUCAACUUUUACUAG
This is a messenger RNA of Dermacentor silvarum, 1710 nucleotides long. Its product is annotated as presenilin-1. The record is from RefSeq and is a predicted model, not a curated record. The transcript is spliced from 2 exons. Gene Ontology annotation, biological process: amyloid precursor protein catabolic process; Notch receptor processing; membrane protein ectodomain proteolysis. Lineage: Eukaryota; Metazoa; Arthropoda; Arachnida; Ixodida; Ixodidae. The coding region runs from base 1 to 1710 and encodes 569 amino acids. Gene Ontology annotation, cellular component: membrane raft; apical plasma membrane; growth cone. Gene Ontology annotation, molecular function: aspartic endopeptidase activity, intramembrane cleaving.